Schistocerca piceifrons (Central American locust) is the source of this 857-nucleotide messenger RNA. RefSeq lists its product as uncharacterized. The transcript is spliced from 11 exons. The record is from RefSeq and is a predicted model, not a curated record. Lineage: Eukaryota; Metazoa; Arthropoda; Insecta; Orthoptera; Acrididae. Bases 141 to 857 code for a protein of 238 amino acids.
GUUUUUCGUCAGAGUUCGAAUGCUUGCGGGCGUUGGUUAAUCGACUUAAUAGCUGUGGUUCUUAGGCGAUUCCAAAAGACCCAUUAGUAGCUGCAAGAUUUACAGAGAGAAUCAAGAACGAACCAUAAGUACAAAUUGGGAUGGCUCUCGUUGUGAACUAUGUUCUCGAAGACCCAUCAGCAGUUUCAGAAUGUGCAAACAAUAUUAAGGAAGAGCCGAAAGAAAGGGGUGAACAGGAUAGAGCAGAGGCUGCUGUUGCUCCAUUUGCUGAGGAUUUUGUUCUUGAGCGGGAUACUCUCAACAUUAAGAAAGAGGAGGAUUUGGAGGAAGCAUCAUUAUCAAAUUCGGAAUUUACAAACAACACUAAACGAGAAGCGGAAGUAACAUUUCAUGAGGAUGGAGCUGGGAAUUGUAAUUUGCAGGAUACAUUUUCAAUUUUGGAAUUUACGAACAACGUCAAACGAGAAGCAGAAAUAACAAUUGACGAUAAUGGAGUUGAGGAUUAUGUUCUUGAAGACCUGCUACCAGUUUCGGAAUGGACUAACAACAUUAAAAACGAGCCAGAAUUAACAAUCGACGAGGAUGAAAUGGAGAAUAAUGAUUUUGGUCAACCGUCAUCUUCGGAAUGGACUUAUAACAUUAAAGACGAGACAGAAGCAGCACUUGAAGUGGAUCGUGAAGAGAAUACUGACAUGGUCUCAACAGAAUAUGCAUCAAAUACUACAUGGUCCAGCCAGAUUAUGGAAAAAUUCCCCGGCACUUCACGAGGAAAUGUUCUUCAAAAACUGAUACACGUGGCAGGAUUUUUAGGUGUUCAAAUAGUGGUUUGCAGUGUUCAGUUCUUUUUUUAUAUUUAA